ACAUCAGAGGGUCUUUACAGGAGCUGAAGGGUCACCCUGAUCUCUCUGUAAGCCAGACAGCUGUUGGAUUCUGCACCAUGAUGUCCACCCAAAGGCACAGUACUGGCAUUCUGACCAGAAAGGAAAUCCUAGAAAAUGCAUUCUUGGCCAGAUCCUCCAGCCAUAGCUAUUCCUCACCUGUUGUGAGUUAUUACAUGGAUUCUAGCAGUGCUUCCAAACCCGAAUCUUGGGAGCUUCCCGUGGACUUGGACAACACAGCAAGUGGCAGUUCUCUGUGUGUUGUCAAGCAGGUGGAGUCUCUGAGCAGUGGUGUGAAGGCUGAGCUGCACAGCCUGACCCAGGGCAUCUCUGACCUCAGCCUCAUCUGCCUCUGCAAGGCCCAUCACAGCCAGGCCACCUUCGAGCUGUCUGGUUUGCCCUGCGAGCACCCCAGCAGAGACAGCUGCCUGAUGAACGUGGGGUCACAGAACACCUCGACACCUUGCAAGAAAGACAAGCACUCCAAACCACUGGAGAGCCUGCUCUUCAGGAGCUCUGAGCUGGCCGGAGACAUCUCAGCCCUUGGGAAAGUGCCAGCAGCCGGGUGGGACAUCUCAGCAAUCAAAUCUGUUAUGGAUACCAGCACGUCCCUCGAUGUGAGCACUGAGGAGUUAUGGGUGCUGGGAUGCUCCAAAUCAGACACAUCAUCCCUGGAGACACCUGUGGUGACUCCUCUGGCUUGGCCUAGUGCCUUCAAGAAGCACCCCGUGCUGAUGCACAGAUCUGCCCCCCAGGAGAGCCAGCUGAGCGACCCUGAUGCUGCCCCUGUGUUUCUGCACCAGCCUCUGUGAUGCUGCUGCCCUGGCUCCAGCUGGAGCUGCUGGGUGCCUGCCCCUCCUGCGAGGAGCGGGGACCCACGCUGCAGCACAGAAGACGGAGCCAGCAGCUGCUGACAAGCUGAAUUUGCCCAUCCGCUGGUGGGGGAUGUUUGGGCUGCUGAUGGCAGCCCCGAGAGCUGCAGCCGUGCUGGCUCCUCCUCCUGCCGAUCCCUCUCUUUUGUAUUGGCACAAU
Messenger RNA from Ficedula albicollis (Collared flycatcher), 1050 nucleotides. RefSeq lists its product as uncharacterized. The transcript has 2 exons. NCBI's taxonomy places the organism in Eukaryota, Metazoa, Chordata, Aves, Passeriformes, Muscicapidae. The coding region runs from base 78 to 830 and encodes 250 amino acids. The record is from RefSeq and is a predicted model, not a curated record.